AUGGGCCUCGGCUCAUCCCCUCGGUCUCGGUACAAGCUUGUCUCGGAACUAUUCAAAUUUGCAGUUAUGGAUGCACAGAGUCUUUUCAACGUUGAGGGCAAAGUGGCGCUGGUCACUGGCGGAGCCAAAGGUAUUGGUCGCAUGAUCUCUGAAGGAUUCGUGACCAAUGGUGCUACGGUCUACAUCUCUUCACGAGAUGUAAAGGCUUGCGAGCAGGCUGUUACCGAGCUAAACGCGCUCGGCAAGGGCAAGGCUCAUGCUAUCCCUGCUGACUUCUACAAGUAUGACGAUGUCAAGAAGUUAGCAGAGGAGCUCGGCAAGCGCGAGAGCAAGCUCCACGUGCUUGUCAACAACUCCGGCUCCAACUGGGGCGCUCCCUACGAUGAAUAUCCAUCAGCCGCCUUUACCCGUGUCCUGACUCUCAACUUGCACCGAGUCUUCGACCUCACCCAGCUCGUGACUCCAUUGCUGGAGAAGGCAUCCGCCCCGAAUGAUCCCGCCCGUAUUAUCAACAUUGGAAGCAUUGAUGGUCUCCGUGUUCCCUCAUUGGAGACCUUUGCUUAUAGUUCCAGCAAGGCCGGCCUGCACCACCUGAGCCGGGUACUGGCAAACCACCUGGGCCAGCGCAAUAUCACCUCGAAUACCUUGGCUUGUGGCCCCUUCGAAAGUAAGAUGAUGGCUGAGACUCUUAAGUCUAUGGGCGACGUAAUUAAGGCCGGGGUGCCACUCGGCCGAAUUGGAACACCACAAGAUGUGGCUGGUGCUUGCUUGUUCUUGAGCAGUCGUGCGGGCGCGUAUGUCAAUGGUGCAACCAUCACGGUGGAUGGAGGUAGUGCAAUAUCGGCCAAGCUGUAA
Penicillium malachiteum is the source of this 855-nucleotide messenger RNA. RefSeq names its product short chain dehydrogenase/reductase family. The record is from RefSeq and is a predicted model, not a curated record. Gene Ontology annotation, molecular function: oxidoreductase activity. Lineage: Eukaryota; Fungi; Ascomycota; Eurotiomycetes; Eurotiales; Aspergillaceae. The coding region runs from base 1 to 855 and encodes 284 amino acids. The transcript is spliced from 5 exons.